GUUGAUGUACGAGGUCGGCCAGAUUGUCAAUAUUGAAGCGUCGCCAGCUCUAAACUCAACUAGCACUUUUGUGUUUUAGGUGUUUAACAAAAGGGUAUAUUGAAACACGGAAUGGCUGAAGAGGAGGAUGAUUACAUGUCUGAUGCUUUUCUCAGUCAAAUAUCUGACGUCAGGCCAGGUAUGCCAAUGGUGAAACGGAUGAAAGACGCAAUGAAAAAAGAGGUCAUGAUAAAAGAGAAGAAUCAACAGAACCGUCAGAAAACCUAUAAAGAGCAAGAGCGGGAGAGUCGUGAUGCAGUUUUACAGACUUCUAUCAGCAAUGAAAAUAAAGGUUUCGCAAUGCUGCAAAAAAUGGGAUACAAAGCAGGCCAAGGACUUGGCAAAAAAGGAGCUGGGAGAGUUGAACCAAUUCCUCUGAACAUUAAAACAGACAGAGGAGGUGUUGGAAUGGAAGAAGUAAAGAAAAGGAAGGCUGAAGAGGAACUCCAACAUUACCGACAGAAGGUUCGAGUAAAACAAGAAGUGGAGAAACAGUCACUGGAGGACUUCAGGGUAAGGAAGAGAACAGAGAGAGAAGAGCGUCAGACGGAAGGGGACCUGAGGCGGAGCCAGCGGGCCUGUGAACAACUCGAUAGCCAGAAGGGAAUCACUGCUCCCCGGGAAUGUUGGUAUUGGCCAGAAAAAGAGAAGGAGGAGGACGAGGACGUAGAUGAAGAUGAAGAGGAAUGCAAGAAAGAGAAAGAUGAGGAGGAGGAGGAAGAUGAGGAAGAGUUAACAUCAUUAGAUAAGCUACAUUUUCUCACAUCUUACCUGAGGGGUGUGCACUUUUACUGCAUAUGGUGUGGAACAACAUACAAUGAUGAGGAAGAUCUGGAUUCAAACUGUCCUGGAGACACAUCAGCAGACCAUGAUGAUUGACAUUGUUGAGGAUUUUAUACAUUUUCUACUCACAAUAGAGUUUCACAAUAAAAUGUAAUGAUCACAUUACAUGUAAAUACACGUUUUAGCGUAAUUGGACUUGGAUAAUGUGCACCCUACAGGAAAUAUGUUUUUUUAUUUGUCAUUGUUUUGCUGUGUUUUGUUGACGUAAUUAAAAUAUUGCUUAAGCCUA
This is a messenger RNA of Alosa sapidissima (American shad), 1111 nucleotides long. RefSeq names its product G patch domain containing 11 (gene gpatch11). Lineage: Eukaryota; Metazoa; Chordata; Actinopteri; Clupeiformes; Clupeidae. Gene Ontology annotation, cellular component: kinetochore. The record is from RefSeq and is a predicted model, not a curated record. The transcript has 8 exons. The coding region runs from base 112 to 918 and encodes 268 amino acids. Gene Ontology annotation, molecular function: nucleic acid binding.